Messenger RNA from Thamnophis elegans (Western terrestrial garter snake), 3628 nucleotides. RefSeq names its product DDB1 and CUL4 associated factor 8 (gene DCAF8). The coding region runs from base 84 to 2798 and encodes 904 amino acids. NCBI's taxonomy places the organism in Eukaryota, Metazoa, Chordata, Lepidosauria, Squamata, Natricidae. The record is from RefSeq and is a predicted model, not a curated record. The transcript is spliced from 20 exons. Gene Ontology annotation, molecular function: protein binding. Gene Ontology annotation, cellular component: peroxisome; cytoplasm; Cul4-RING E3 ubiquitin ligase complex.
GCCUGCGCCCCUCCUCCUCCUCCUCCUCCUCCUCCUCCCCCGGGGCGUCCUGCUGCGCGUCUGGCCGGUGUCUGCGCUGCGAGAUGGCGGCGCCCGGGACGGAGCCCGACGCCGAGCUGGAGGAGCUGCUGGCCAGCGCCCUGGAGGACUUCGAGAGGGCCGCGCCGGCGCCCGCGGAGCCCGCCGGAGGAGGAGGAGGCGGCGGAGGAGGAGGCGGCGAGGGGGCCGCGGAGCCGGCGGGGGAGGCGCAGGGGCGGCUGCUGGCGGCGCAGGAGACCUUCUUCCAGGAGCUCUUCGAGGGCGAGCUGGCGUCGCAGGCCAGCGCCGAGUUCGAGCGGGCCAUGGAGGAGCUGGCGGCCGAGGAGCCCAUGCUGGUGCAGCAGUUCCAGAAACUCUCGGCCGCCGCGGGCAGAGUCGGGAGCGACCCAGCGUCCCGCCAGGAGUUCACCUCCUGCCUGAAGGAGACGCUCACCGGGCUGGCCAGGAACGCCGACGGCCUGCAGAGCUCCGGGGUGUCGGAGGAGGAGCUGAGCCGGACGAUGGAGGGGCUCGGCCUGGAGGAGGGGGACGGCGGGGAAGGCAGCCUGUGGCCCAUCAUGCACAGCAUCAUGCAGAACCUGCUCUCCAAGGACGUCCUCUACCCCUCCCUCAAGGAGAUCACGGAGAAAUACCCAGAGUGGCUCCAGAGACACCGAGACUCCUUGCCCAAGGAGCAGUACGAGAAGUACCAGGAGCAGCAGAGGGUGAUGGGAAGGAUCUGCGAACAGUUUGAGGCCGAGCAGCCCACCGAUGGGGACCCAGAGCACAGGGCCCGCUUUGAGACCAUCCUGGACCUGAUGCAGCAGCUGCAAGACCUGGGACAUCCUCCCAAGGAGCUGGCCGGAGAGUCGCCUCCUGGCCUGAACUUUGACCUGGAAGGACUGAAUCUGCCUGAUGCCGGAGGCGCGGGAGGCGAGCAGUGCCAGAUCAUCAAGAUGUCAGACGCAGGGAAUAGCACGGAGGGGAAAACGAAUAUCCCUAACGGGAGCUUGUCCAGCAGCCCGGAAGAGAUGUCCGGAACCACGGAGGGGCCCGAGACGUCCUCCGGGGUGGAGGUGGAGGCUUCCGACCUGAGCCUCAGCUUGACGGGGGACGAGGUGGGCCCCAGCCAGACUUACACAGAGAGCUCCACCGAAGAGAAGGACUCGGACAGCAUGGAGGAGACCGGCCACUACUCCAUCAACGAACUGAAUCGGACCUAUGACCACUCCCCCUCGGAGGAAGAGGAGGAGGAGGCCGAGGAGGAGGAAGAAGAAGAGGAAGAGCAGCAGCAGGAGGAGGCGGAAGUGGAGGCCCAGCGUUCCCGCUGGCGAGCGCACCGCAAGCGCCCCAACCAGGACCGGGACUCCUCAGAUGAUGAGCGGGCGCUGGAGGACUGGGUGGCCUCGGAGACGAUGGCGCUGCCCCUGCCUCGCUGGCGAGCCCUGCAGGCGCUGCGGGGGAGGCAGCUGGGCUCCAGCGCCCGCUUCAUCUACGACGCCUGCGGGGCCCGGCUGUUUGUGCAGCGCUUCUGCCUGCAGUACGGCCUGGAGGGCCACGGCGGCUGCGUCAACACCCUGCACUUCAACCAGCGAGGGGCCUGGCUGGCCAGCGGCAGCGACGACCUCAAGGUGGUGGUCUGGGACUGGGUGCGCAGGCGGCCCGUGCUGGAGUUUGAGAGCGGCCACAAGAGCAACGUCUUCCAGGCCAAGUUCCUCCCCAACAGUGGAGACUCCACGCUGGCCAUGUGUGCUCGGGACGGCCAGGUCCGCAUAGCCGAACUCUCUGCCACGCAGUGCUGUAAGACCACGAAGCGGGUGGCCCAGCACAAGGGUGCAUCGCACAAGCUGGCCCUGGAACCGGAUUCCCCCUGUACUUUCCUCUCGGCGGGAGAAGAUGCCGUGGUCUUCACCAUCGACCUGAGACAAGACCGGCCGGCCUCGAAGCUGGUGGUGACCAAAGAGAAGGAGAAGAAAGUCGGCCUCUACACCAUCUACGUCAACCCGGCCAACACCCACCAGUUUGCUGUGGGGGGCAGAGAUGAAUACGUCAGGAUCUACGACCAGAGGAAGAUUAAUGAAAACGAGAACAAUGGGGUGCUGAAGAAGUUCUGCCCCCACCACCUGGUGAACAGCGAGUCGAAGGCCAACAUCACCUGCCUGGUCUACAGCCACAACGGCUCAGAGCUCCUGGCCAGCUACAAUGACGAGGACAUCUAUCUCUUCAACUCCUCCCACAGCGACGGAGCCGAGUACAUCAAGAGAUACAAGGGACACCGCAACAACGCCACAGUGAAGGGGGUCAACUUCUACGGCCCCAAGAGCGAGUUUGUGGUGAGCGGCAGCGACUGCGGCCACAUCUUCCUGUGGGAAAAGGCCUCUUGCCAGGUGGUGCAGUUCAUGCCAGGCGACAAAGGGGGCGUGGUCAACUGCUUGGAGCCUCACCCCCACCUCCCCGUUCUGGCCACAAGCGGCUUGGAUUACGACGUCAAGAUUUGGGCCCCCACGGCGGAGAUGCCCACCCAGCUGACCGGCUUGAAGGAGGUGAUCAAGAAGAACAAGCGCGAAAGGGACGAGGACAGCCUGAACCACGCGGACAUGUACGAGAGCCACCUGCUCUGGUUCCUCAUGCACCACUUCCGGCCUCGGCGGCGUCACAGGCGCCAACGGGACGCGGGCACCGGAGUGGCCGACAGCGACUCUGAGGAGUCCCUCAGCUCCUCGGACACCCUGGACGAAGAGGAGGAGGGCCCCGACCGGGUGCAGUGCAUGCCUUCCUGAGGGCCCCCCGAACAGGCUGCGGGGACGCCGGGGAGGGUGGGGAGCCCGCCCUGUUAAAUUAGCCCCCCCCCCUCCUCCUGCUUUAGAUGAGAGGCCUGCCCCCGCCCUGCCUGCCAGCCCUGGUUACCAGGGGGGCCGGCUUGGCUCUGCCCCCUCCCCUCCCUGGGACUCUGCUCUGCCCCCAGAUUCCUGGCUGCGGUCGCCGCCUGUUCCCUGCGAAGCUUCUGUGGGGUGGGGUGGGGGGCGAGAGUUGGCUUGGUCCCUCUCCGUGGGGGUGGGGGCUCAGAAGCACCUUGGAGAUGUACUUUUAUCUCAAAACACCCCCCCCCCCCCAAUAAAGACAUCCGGCUGCUGCAUGUUGCACCCAGGAUGAGGGAGCCUGGGUCCUGCUUCUCCAGUGAAACCCUGGGAGCUCCGUUCCCUCUGGGUUGGUGUCCCCCCCCCCCCCGUUCCCCCUUUCUUUUGGUGUGUUUCUCCUCCAGCAGCUCUAGGCACAGAGGACCCCCCUCCCUUCCCUCCUCCCCCCUCCCUCCCUCCCUCCCUCCCUCCCUCGGCUGUGAGAGCGGCCACUGGCUCAACUCCUCCGGGGAGCAUAAAGUUUCAAAGGUUUGAACGCAGCUGCCUCGUUUUCCCCCUUCCUCUUCAGGAAAAAAAUCUCUUGGUUUUGAAAGCAACUCCCCCCCCCCCCAAUUGCUGUUUAGAGGCCUAAUUUUAUAUGUAUUAAACAAGACAAGAACCAAAUUAAACUUGGAUGUUAUCAAGUUAAAAUUAUUGUAAAAGUUUAAAUAAAUAUAUAUUAUAUAAAUGCAAUAAACGAAUUGAGAGAGAGA